UAAAUUAUAAAGGGAAUAUUGGAAAAAGUAAGGAAAUAAAAACGUAAGAUAAUAAAUUAAAGAGACAGAAAUUUAUAGUGGUUCAUCCAUUAAUGAGGCCUCUGCACACUUUAGUCAAUAUUAUUAAGACUACAUUUAUCAACAAGCAAGAACAAUUACACUUAGUAAGAUUUAUGUUCUUGUGGUAGUUGAGAAUUUGAAUACACCGAGUAAUUGCUAUGUAUAGUAUAAACAGUUGUUAUCCCCAUUUCCUGCGUGGCCCCGGAACGACCGUCUAGACCCAUGGUCAGGGCAUUCAAAAUGUGGGCCCGACCCAAGGCCUCUUGGUACGGGAAUAUCCAAGGGGGCACGGGCCUAGUGCAAUUCUGGGCCAGACGGGGGUCCGGUAUGGUUAUCCGGGACAGUCAUCCGGGAGACAUGCAGACAGCUCGGACCCCCCCCCGGCGGUAUACGUGCCUGGUCCCGGAGCCUGGUAACGGUCCGGGCCUGUGGUAAAUGAAGAGGGACAAAGGUAAACGAAUCCGGAUCAGGUCGUCCCCGGUUGGUGGGAAAAGCGUCCAGGAUCGUGAAGCCGCCCCACUCCGCGUGGAUGUUGUCCCUACUUUUCACCUGCGGAAAAGGCCACCUCGGGAUUGCACGCCGUUGUUUCAGAUCUGCACUGCCAAGUACUCUGACUGGUCUUGUCCCCUGAAUUUGCCUCGUAACUCGAAGUGUCCAGACCAAAAGCACCGUUUUGUCGGGCGAAAUAUAGUUCUUGGGCCACCUUAUUGGGCCUUAAUUGGUCUGGAAUUUAUGUAUGUUUUAUCUUUUAUAUUGGGCUUCCACCCGAGAGGCCAAGAAUAUCCAUAUCUCUGAUGGGCCCGGGUCAUACCCGGCCCAGACCCAGUGUUCCCAUGAGCCUAUAAAUACGGGCAAUAGAACACUGGAAAAAGGAUCUCUCUUCGACUUGUAUACAGUUACUCUGUCAAAACAUAGAGAGAAACUCCAUUGUAAAAGACUUUCCAAGCUCUAAUACAACUGGCUCAUGGACUAAUGCUUAUUAACUCCCCAACCACGUAAAAAUCCUGUGUUAAUCCUCUAAAUUCCAUAUCAUUAGUCUUAGCUAAUAUUCAUUAGUAUAGUUUCCGAAAAUCUCGGUAAACAGUUUGGUGCUUUCAUUGAGAGCUGAAGAAAGCCAGUGCUAAAGUCAAUCCUUUACUACAAUGGUGAACACACGACACACCACUUUCGACCCUAGCAAUCCCGAACAGGGCAACGGAGACCCGCGACCUUCGCAGCAUCCCCCUCAGGAUCCGCCCGAGAACGCACCUCCUCAAGUAUCUCACCAUGAGGAGUCACAAGACUACGAAGGUGGGACAGAGUACGAAGAAGAGAAUGAGGAGUAUUACGAAGAGGAAAAUGAGGAGUACCACGACGAAGCUGCGGAUCCCGAGAUCCCAGAAGAAGAGCCCAACCAACAGGUUCUGGAGGUGACCAGACUGAGGCAGCAAGUUCUGGACCAGGAGGCUAGGAUCGCUGAGCAAGCGGAGGCGCAUUGGCGGAUGCAAGAGUCCCUUCAGGCCCUACAGGCAUUGAUAGCCGCGCAGGGUCCGACAGCCAAUCACGCGACUGACCCACUUCCAGGAGCGCAGCAACCCGCUCCACAGGCGUGAGCCGGGGUCCCCGAAGGGGCAAGCCCGGCCCCUCCCCAGGGAGAAAACGAAGGCAGGCGGAAAGACCCGAGAAAAGACCACCCCCAUCGCAAAUGCUGGGGCCCGUUCCCGACCGCUCCCUAGGAAAGAAAAGGUGCUCCCCGUCCCAGGUUGAGGCCACCCGAUCGAUCCGCAGGGGACGCGGCCGCGAAACGCGUAGCCCCGGCACGCCCCACGGCGAGACGGGCGGGAAAGAUCUUGUAACGCCCUGGAUAGCCAAGACCGUUACACUGUGUGUUUAUAAAGUGCCAGACUUGCUAAUCAAGUCAUUUACUUAAAAUCGUGUUACAGGAGCUACAAAGGAACUAGGGUUAAAAGCGUUUUGGUCUUGAAAGCCACACUUUUCAUCAAGAAACAUUAUCUGGUUACAUGGGAUCCCAAAAAUACAAGUUUAAAGAUCGUUUACAAAAGUUGUAAGACUGAGAUACAAUAACCAACCAUACUAAGGCAAAACAAGCGGUUAGGUAAUCCCUGUCCUGGACCACUCCUCGACCAUGGUGAUCGAACAACUGGCUAUGUACAUUACACCUCGGAGCUCUCCACCUCAGGCUUGGUCCAGCUUGCCCUUGCCUUUACCUGUACCACGUAGCACCCGUGAGCCAAGGCCCAGCAAGAAAACACAACAACAACAGAGCAUAAGCAUUUAACACUCAAGUCAAUAUCUCACAUUGCAUCACAUAGCCUCAGCCAAAUAACCACUCAAUAUAGUCAAGUAUUCCACAUAUUAAGCAUAUCAAUUCAUAACAUGCACAGUUUAUAACGAUAACCAGGGCUAGCGCUCACAGGCUGCUCCCUCUGUUAUCCCAGUGUUCAUGGCUCCCAGUGGCCAAGUCGCGCUCUGUGCGCUAAUAGUAUAUACGACACUCUUAGGCCGCUUUUACAUGUCCCAUGGCGUGAUACCAACAUUGACACGAUACAAUUCUCAGGAGCACUUAGUCCCAUCACAAUCAUAUAACCGGGUGCAGUUCUCUUACCUUUCAAUUCAAUAGCUUUGAUCCCUCGACACCUUGAACAUGAUCCCCCUCAAGCCCUAGCGCUCACCUAAACACAAUCAUGGCCAAAAUCAUCAUCAACCCUCAAGUUCAAAACCUAGUCCCGAGGCCAAUCCCGAGCUCCCGGGAAGUCCUAGUUCCACCAAACAAGGUGGUGGAACCAAACCCCAAACCUUAGGUCGAAAACCCUUGCAAAUAACCCAAAAAUCCCCUUCAGAAGGUAGGGUAGCGCUACAUCGCUCUUGGGAGGGUGCAACAGCGCUACAGACAGAAGCCAAAUUCCCCUCAGCACUAUGGCCUAGCGCUACAGCGCCCAAAGGCUAGCGCUGUAGCGCUAGUCACAGACAGCCCAGCACCAAAAUUUCUCUUCUGCGAUUUUCUCGAACCAACCUCAACCAAACCUCUUCCAACUCUUACCCAAACUUAAAAACAACUUCAUGAAAACACUCCACUCAUCUUAAGCACCCCAAACAUCUAAAACCCAAGCACAUGCAACCACAAACUCAGAAUUCACCAUAGUCACCUCUAAACUCUAAAACCCAACAAAAAACCAGCUGAACAUCAGAGUUAGAGCUUAGAAUUCAUACCUUUGAUAGGAUUUCGCCCACAAGCUAUCCCUAGGCUUCCUUGGCUUGCUACUCCUCAGCCUUAAGCCUGAAGUCCCCAAAGUUCCAUUCAAUUCAACUUAAAUACCACAACUCAAAAACCAGAAACAGAAAUGGAUGAACUGUAGAAUCUUACCUCAAGUGUUAAUGAAACCCUGCUAAACCUUUGCCAAUUCCUUAGUCUUAGGUCAAGAUCCUUGAUGUCUAGUUACCCCAGCUCUCCUCUGAGCUUUACUCCAAAAAUUCCUCAAGAAACAGAUGAAGAAAGCCUGAACCGACUUAGAGAAACUCUCUCUGUUUCUCCCUCUUUCUUUUCCCUUCCUUUUCCUUCUUUUUCAGACUUCUUUGAUAUUCUACAAAUUCAACUAAUAUAAAGCCUUAGUAUAAUCUAACUUCUGUAAAGCAAAUGACCACUAUGCCCUCCCUAUUAAUUCUAACCCUUUAGUCCACUUAAGGGCAUUUUAGUCAUUUUACCCAAUUCCCGCUAAUUCCUUGAGUGUCUCUAAUAUUUCCCGCUUAAUUCUCGAUACCUAAUUAAUCACCAGUAACAUCCCUCAAUAUCAAAAUAGACCCCAGUAUAUUCACUAAAUUCCCAUUUAUACCCCUGAGCUCACUAGGAUCGUCUCGAGUCAUAGAUCACAGAUUUAUCCACAUAAUAAUGUGGCCUCGUCAAUUAUCACAUAUAUCAAAGCAGUUAUGCCCAUAAUGGCCAAAAUUACGAUUAUGCCCUUCUAACAAUCUGGGCCUAUAUGCAUACUAACACACAUAGUCAUGCAUCUCAAAUACUCAAGUAAUCAUAUAACAUGCUUUAAAUCAUAAUCAUACAUCUUAAUCAUUAAAACCACACAUAAUUCCCAUUAUGCCCUCCAGGCACACUAAUCAAGGCCCUUAAGCCUUAUUAGCGAAUUUGGGUCGUUACAGAUCUUUGCACUCGAGUGCCUCGGUUAACAAGAACCGUCGGGAACGGCCUCGCAGCGAGGAACAUCAUGCCCUCAGUUUAGGGGACGAUAUGUCCCGGAUAGACUUACGCGAUGGACUGAACGCUCGGAAGGAGCGGGCCCGCAAGGAAAAGAUCCUUCGCCGAGGUGGCGACCUCAGAAACAACAUCAACGACAGGAGGAACAAAAGAAUCCCCCUAGAGGAUGGCACGGCCAGGCAGCUCAUGGAGCAGCUGGCCGCUCUGAAAAAGGUCAUGGAUCGUUUGGUCCGCAAGCAAGAAGGCGAGGACACUGACUCCGAUGAAGAGGAUAAAGAGCCCUGCGCGAGGCACAUCCUGGACGCCAUACUCCCCAAGGGGUUCAAGAUGCCAAGCCUCAUCGCCUAUACUGGAAACACCGACCCCAGGGACCAUCUGUCCCGAUACAACCGGCUCAUGACAGUGGCCCACGUCAGUGACGACGGCAAGUGCCUCUGCUUCUCGAUCACUUUGGGCGGUCCCGCCGAAGAGUGGUGGAAAAGACUUAAGCCGGGAUCCAUCCAAUCCUGGUCUGGGCUGCAGUCAGCGUUUCGCAAGCAGUUCGUGGCCACCAUGAGGAUGGACAUGCAGAUCAGCGCCCUCGCAAAUAUCAAACAACUCCCCACGGAGACACUGAGAGCCUACAUCCAGCGCUUCACUGAGGAAGCCUCCAAGACGAAAGUGGACGACGGACAGCGCCUGGUGGCGCUGCAGUCCGGAAUCCGGGCCAGGUCCCCCCUUUGGGAUGACAUGCAGCGUAGCAAGGCCGCUACCCUGGAAGAGUUCAUCAGGAGGGCCCAAGGAUUCAUCAACUGGGAGGAAGCUCAGAUUCAGGCUUUCGGAUGGCCUCCGGCUCCGCAGCCCGUUCCUCAGGCUUUCCUGGGAUAUGGGGGGCAGUUCCCAGCGCAGUCCUAUACCGCGCCCCCCAUUGCCCCGGGACCGCCCGUCGCGCCUGGGGUCAGCUACACUCCUACGGUGUAUGGCCCUGCCACUUCAGGGUAUGCCCCGGCCCAAUCCUCCCACUUCUCCGGGUAUGGCGUCGCGUCGGCAGGACACAACAUCGCCCCUAUCAGGCCCCAGCAGUCGCAGGCAGGAGCGACUGAGGCGAGCGUGAACCCCUCCCGGGGGAAGCGAUCUGGCAAAAGCCAGAACCGGCCCGAGCUGGUCAAAAAGGGAAAGAGGGGCUACGAACCCCAAUAUUCAGAAUACACCAAUCUGGUGGACACCAGGGAGAACAUCUACUUGGCCACAGAAAGGGCGGUUCACUACCGGAAGCCUAGCCCCAUGUUCAAAGGGGGAAGGAAUCCGAGGGACACCAGCAAAAGGUGCGCUUAUCAUAAGGAUGUGGGCCACACCACCGAAGAAUGCCGGAAGCUCAAGGAUGAGAUCGAAAAUCUCAUCAAGCUGGGGCACCUCCAGCAGUGGGUUAGGAUGCCCGUGGGAGUCCCGGGGCUUGUCGGCGGUCCCCGGGCAAACCACGGUCCCGGGAACGCCCCGGGCAUACCCCCCUCAGGGAGGAUAUGCACAGGGACCCACGGCGCAGGCCCCUCAGGGGGCCCCCGUCGCGCAGGUUCCCGGCCCUGGAACGCCUUACCCCUCCGGGAUGGCACCCCCUCGAGUUGACGGACAUGUGGCCACCAUCUCGGGCGGACCUCACCUAGGAGGACCGUCCAAGAAUGACCAAAAGUGCUACCUAAGCGAGCUAGACCACGAUCAGGAGGUGUGCGCCCUCGUCCAGGCCCCGGCUCAGCGCCCUAAAUUGAUGAACCUCCUCAUCACCUUCACGGAGGACGACGCCCGCAGUGUCCACUUUCCGCACCACAACCCGCUGGUCAUAGAUGCUCAAAUCGCCAACAAGUUGGUGUCCCGCGUGUUGGUGGAUGACGGGAGCUCCGUCAACCUGUUGUUCAAGCCCGCUUUCACCGCCAUUGGCUUGACUGAAGCGGAUCUGACAUCGUGCCCGACCCAAAUUUACGGCUUCAACGGAGAUGCACUUCUCCCCAUGGGAACGAUCCAGCUGCCCGUUACCCUGGGGAGUGAAUUGCAGCACUCGUUCAAGUUCUCCACCUUUGUAGUGGUGGACUGCCCCACCGCUUAUAACAUCAUCUUUGGCCGGCUCGCAUUAGUCGAGUUCGGAGCCAUCACCUCCAUCCGUCAUCUUUGCAUGAAGUUCCCAUGCGACAAUGGAGGGGUAGGGACUGUCCGGGGAGACCAGAAGAACGCCCGGAAGUGCUACCAUGUGUCGGCCCGGCCCAUAUACAUGAUCCGGGAAGAACCCGUUGAGGACUUCGUCGAACCGAUUCCCCCCCCCCCCCCUGCUGAGAGGAUGGUCCGGGAAGAAGAUGACCUGGACCCGCGAAUAGGGGAAGACCGUGUCCUGAAACCAAUGGACGAGAUAGAAGAGGUGUACAUCAGCGACACCGAUCCGACCCGGAUCAUCCAAGUCGGAAAAAGUCUGCCGGCAGACGUUCGGGCCGCCAUCAUCGCCCAAGUUAAGGGAAACCAGGAUAUCCUGGCCUGGUCUCACUCAAACAUGACUGGGAUCGACCGCAACAUCAUCUGCCACACGUUAAGUAUUGACCCAAACGCGACCCCGGUCCGCCAGAAACGCAGGCCUUUGGGGACGGAGAGGGCCGAGGCCCUUAAGCUGGAGGUUGAGAAGCUGUCUUCUAUCAACUUCAUACGCGAGGCUAUGUACCCCGUGUGGCUGGCCAAUCCCUUCUUGGUGCCGAAACCAAACGGGACAUGGAGAACGUGCAUCGACUUCAUGGACCUCAACAAAGCCUGCCCGAAAGACUGUUUCCUGCUGCCCCAGAUCGACCAAAUGGUGGAUGCUACAUCCGGGUAUGAGAUCUUGAGCUUCAUGGAUGCUUACUCCGGCUACAAUCAGAUCUCUAUGCACGUGGCAGAUUAGGAGCACACCAGCUUCCAAACCGACAAGGGAAUCUACUGCUACAUAGUCAUGCCCUUCGGACUGAAGAACGCCGGAACGACUUACCAAAGGCUCGUCAAUCGAAUUUUCCAGGCCCAGUUAGGGCGAAACAUGGAGGUCUACAUCGAUGACAUGCUAGUCAAGUCCAAGACGUCCGGGAACCAUUCGAAUGACCUGGCGGAGGCCUUCGCAGUCAUUCGGAAGUACAGGAUGAAGCUGAAUCCCAAAAAGUGUAUUUUGGCGUGGCCUCCGGGAAGUUCCUGGGCUUCAUAGUGAGUUUCCGGGGAAUAGAAGCCAAUCCAGAUAAGAUCAAGGCACUGAUUGAUAUGGCCUCUCCCCGGAAGUAUAAGGACGUACAAAGCCUGACGGGGCGAAUAGCUGCCUUGAGCCGCUUCGUUUCCAAAGCCACGGACAAGUGCAUCCCGUUCUUCAACGUCCUUUGGGGAAGCCGGCGUUUCUAAUGGUCAGCCGAAUGCGAAGAGGCCUUUCGUAAGCUGAAAGAACACUUGGCCUAAGCCUCAAUCCUAGCGAAACCGGUAGACGGGGAGCCUCUAUAUCUAUACCUGGCUGUGACCGAGCACGCGAUCAGCGCCGUGUUAGUACGGGAGGAAGAAAGGGCACAGCUCCCGGUAUACUAUGUAAGCAAGCGAUUGCUUGACGCUGAGUCUCGGUAUCCAUUGAUCGAAAAGCUGACAUUCUGCCUGCUGAUGGCAUCCCAAAAGCUUCGGCCUUAUUUUCAGGCCCACGCCAUAAAGGUCCUGACCAACCAUCCUCUGCGGCAAGUGUUACAGAAGCCCGAGUCAUCGGGAAGACUCUUGAAGUGGGCCAUGGAGCUCAAUCAGUUUGAUUUAUCCUACGUCCCUAGGGUGUCUAUCAAGGGGCAAGCUCUGGCCGAUUUCAUCGUUGAGUGUUCCGGGGUGUCUCAGGAAGACAGUAUUCCCGGGGCCCCCGCGGCACCCGUAUGGAAAGUCUUCGUGGACAGAGCCUCGAAUGAAAACGGGGCCUGGGCCGAGAUCAUCUUGGUAUCACCGCAGGGGCACCAGUUACAAAAUGCUCUCCAUUUCCACAUCAAGGCGUCGAAUAACGAGGCGGAGCAUGAAGCUGUCUUAGCCGGGCUGCGUUUGGCCCGGGAGGUAGGGGCAGCGAACUUGGAAAUCUACAGCGAUUCCCAGCUAGUUGUCAGACAAAUCUCGGGGGAAUAUCAAACUAAAGGAGAGAGAAUGGCGGCCUAUGUGACCCAGACGAGAGAAAUGCUACAGGCAUUCACAAAGCACUCCAUUCGCCAGAUCCCCCGAGAGCAAAAUGUCUUCGCGGAUACACUAGCGAAACUGGCCACUGACGCCGAGGCAUAGUUGGCCAGGCUGGUCCCCGUCAACCAUCUCCCCGUCCCAAGCAUCAGGGCCCCCGCAGUCCACACCGUCGAUCACUCCACGUCUUGGAUGGGACCGCUUAUCCGCUACCUGAUAGCCGGGGAGGUUCCAGCCGACCGGGCCGCAGCCAGGAAACUCCAGUAUCAAGUCCAUCGAUAUGUCAUGAUGGACGGAAAGCUCUAUCGCCGGGGUUUGUCCAUGCCUUACCUCAGGUGUGUGUCCGGGACUGAACUGAGCGCCAUCAUGCAUGAAGUGCACGAAGGUUUUUGCGGAGAUCACAGUGCCAGGCCCAGCCUAUCUAAGAAGAUCCUGCGCCAAGGAUACUUCUGGGCAACCAUGAAGAAAGACUGUAUUGACUAUGUCCGCAAGUGCGAACAGUGCCAGAGGUACGCGAAGGUCCCGCGGGCCCCCCCGACAGAAAUAACCUUGAUGACUAGCCCCUGGCCCUUCGCAGUGUGGGGGAUCGAUCUCGUCGGAUCCCUCCCGACCGGGAAGGGAGGGGUAAAGUAUGCCAUCGUGCCGUGGACUAUUACACGAAGUGGGUUGAGGCAGAGCCCAUGAACACAAUCACUUCCAAAAAGGCCUUAAAUUUCGUCAUCAAUAACAUAGUGUGUCGGUACGGCCUCCCCUACAAAAUCGUGUUCGAAAACAGGAAGCAGUUCGAUAGCUCCCACUUCACGGAUUUUUGCGAAAGGCACGGUAUCAUCAAGAGCUUCUCCGCGGUCGCCAGGCCCUAGGCAAACAGGCAGGCAGAAGCCGUGAACAAAAUCCUAAAGGGGACGUUGAAGAAAAAACUCCAGGUUUGCAAGAGCAAAUGGCCCGAGGAACUGCCCCGCGUACUAUGGGCUUACCGGACGACCGAGAGGACAUCAACCGGCCACACCCCCUACUCCAUGGUCUAUGGAUGCGAAGCCGUCAUCCCGAUCGAAACGACCAUCCCGUCCAACCGACGAGACACGUAUGACCCCGCCCAGAACCACGCCUUACUCCAAGAAUCACUAGAUCUCAUCGAAGAGAUCUGGGAGGAAUCGCAGGUGCAGCUAAAGAUGUACCAAGACAAGAUCGCACGACACUUCAACUCCAAAAUCAAGUGCCAAAAGUUUGGAACCGACGACUUGUUCUUGCGAAGAGUCUUCCCUGCUACUCAAGAUCCAGGAGUUGGGGUUCUGGGCCCAAAUUGGGAGGGGCCGUACGAGGUCUAGUACGAGGUGUGCUCCGGGACAUACCGCUUAAAGCGGCUCGAUGGCUCGGAAGUCCCGCGAGCCUGGAAUGCGAAGCAUCUCCGUAAAUACUAUCAGUAGUCGGGAGAGCGCGUUCCAAUUUAGUAUUUUCAUUGUAAACCGUGUACGCCUCAGGGCGACCCCCUUUGAAUAAUAAAAAUAGCGUGUACAAAACGUCAUAAAGAUAUGUUGUCAAAACAAUGAUAAUCUUUCUCAAGUGACCCCAGACCCGUCUUCGCUCACUUGCGGGGGGGUAUCCCGGGUAUAAGCAAAUACUUGGCGGGGUGCAAGCUCAGGCUAGUCCCGGCUCGGACCAACGAGGACCGAGUGACGCAAACCCCACGGUCCCACCCCGGACGAACGACGUCCGGGGGUAUAACUAAAGAGGACCGAGCCCAAGGCCGGUCCCACCCCGGAAGAACAAGUCCGGGGGUAUAAAGUUAAGAGGACCGAGCCCACCCUGGACGAACGACAUCCGGGGGAAUAACUAAAGAGGACCGAGCCUAAGGCCGGUCCCACCCCGAACGAACAAGUUCGGGGGUAUAAAGUUAAGAGGACCGAGCCCAAGGUCGGUCCCAACCCGGACGAACGAUGUCCGGGGGAAUAACUAAAGAGGACCGAGCCCAAGGUCGGUCCCACCCCGGACGAUCGAGGUCCGGGGUUAUAAAGAUAAGAGGGCCGAGCCCAAGGCCGGUCCCACCCCGGACGAACGAUGUCCGGAGGAUUAACUAAAGAGGACCGAGCCCAAGGCUGGUCCCACCCCGGACGAUCGAGGUCCGGGGGUAUAAAGUUAAGAGGACCGAGCCCAAGGCCGGUCCCACCCCGGACGAAUGAUGUCCGGGGGAAUAACUAAAGAGGACCGAGCCCAAGGCCGGUCCCACCCCGGACGAACGACGUCCGGGGGAAUAACUAAAGAGGACCGAGCCUAAGGCCGGUCCCACCCCGAACGAACAAGUUCGGGGGUAUAAAGUUAAGAGGACCGAGCCCAAGCCCGGUCCCACCCCGGACGAACGAUGUCCGGGGGAUUAACUAAAGAGGACCGAGCCCAAGGUCGGUCCCACCCCGGACGAUCGAGGUCCGGGAGUAUAAAGUUAAGAGGACCGAGCCCAAGGCCGGUCCCACCCCGGACGAACGAUGUCCGAGGGAAUAACUAAAGAGGACCGAGCCCAAGGCCGGUCCCACCCCGGACGAACAAUGUCCGGGGGUACAAAGUUAAGAGGACCGGGCCCAAGGCCGGUCCCACCCCGGACGACUGGUGUCCGGGGAUAUAUAAUUAUAAAGGACCGAGCCCAAGGCCGGUCCCACCCUGGACGAACAAUGUCCGGGGGUACAAAGUUAAGAGGACCGGGCCCAAGGCCGAUCCCACCCCAGACGACCGGUGUCCGGGGAUAUAUAAUUAUAAAGGACCGAGCCCAAGGCUCAUCCCGCUCCAGAUGAGUGGUGUCCGGGAAAAAGGAGCAUCCGGUAUGCCCCAGGGCAAAGCCAUGGCGUAUAACUGAUAAAGGAAGAACAAGGUUCCAGGUUAAACUAAGUCCCGGUGGCCCUGGCCUUAGAGCCAGGAUUAAAAACUCGGCGAGUUAAGUCGUUCGGUCUAGUCCAGGGCGUUGGAACCGGGACCAAACCCUCACAAUCAAUUAGUCGCGGCGACAAAAUGAAAUUUCUACUCGAGAUAACGAAAAGAAACCUAUAUAAAAACCGGAGAAAAUAACAGUGUUUUGAACUUAGUUACAAGUCAGAAUUACAAAGAAAAAAAAAAGAGAAGGGGGACAAGGCCGGGAUUCGGGACUAGACUUCAUCCGCCCGGAGCUCCACGUCCUCCUUCUCCUUGGCCUCGAACUCGGCCCGCUUUGACUCCGGAUCAGGGAAGACAAGGAGGUUCAUACUCUUGUCCUUGCACCAGGCCACGUAAAUGGCCUCAUCGAAGGUGACCUCCAGCAUGCCCUCGGCCUCCUCCUUUUGGCGGCGGGAUAUUUCGCGCGCCGCCUUCUCCUCAAGGAGAGAGUCGCCCAGUUCGCAUACCCGGACCUUCAAGGUCUGGAUCUCCUCCUUAUCCAGGACGGACUGAGUUGCGGCCGCCUCCAAAAGUGUUGCCCGCUCAUCAGCCUCCUUUGAUUUCCGGGACAACGCCUCUUCCAAUCCGGCCUUGGCGCGGUCGAACUCCUCACGUUCUGUCUGGGCACGGGCCAUCUCCCGGCCAAGGGCCUCCUUGGCGGCCUCCCUCUGAUUCACGGCCGCCUCCAGCUCCAACUUAGCCGUCUCCAUCUUCAUGGCUAGCUCGGCCACCAGAUCGGCACUCGAUGGGACAAUAGAUCAACCUGGAGCAAAGAAAAGUUAGGAAAAAUCCUCAUCAACAAGUAAGAGGGGGAAAAUAAGAGAUAAGUAAAAGUUACUGCUGUGGCCUGGUGGCGGAGCGCCUGGGAGAUGAAUAGCACGUCUGGGUUGGCUAUCGUGCCAUACCUCUUGAGCUGGAGGUUGGACAUGGUGUUCCCCACCUGGUCUAGCAGGUCAGCCGCCAGGGGGGCCGUGUCCUGUCCGAGUUUAGGGCGGAAGCCCAUUUCGGCGGCUGGCCGAUCCACGAUCGGCUGAGUGGCGCUGAACGUGGCCGGACGUUCUGCAAAUUCUACCUAACAGCGGGUUGUCAAGGCCUUGUACGUUUCGUCCCUCCAGCCCCGACCGUUUUCCCAGGUCCGGUUGAUCAGCUGGGACUGCUCAUCCCGCAAGGCGGACUCCCCCUCCUCGAGAAGAGUCGGACGUAUGGGGAGAACGGGCAGGGCGGGGACCUCCUUCGCGGCCAGCCGACUCUCACCGUGUGACUUGUCAGCCGAGCCAGCCCGCCUCGUCCGGGGCCUCUUCCCGGUGUUGGCCUCUUCGGCACCAGUGUCCAGGCCCCUUUUCCCAGAGCUUCGGCUGGCUGCUGCACCUGCCUCCAAGUCAAUUACCGGGUGUUGGGCGGGGGCGGAGACUGCAGCCUGCUCCACGACUUGAAUGGGGACCGUGGCCAGGGCUCCCCCACCGGGACGAAGCUCCGUCCCGGAUGCUUCCUUGUUGAGGCUGGGCUCCGGGCCCGUCACCUCGCUGUUUUUCCUGGCCGCCCUGUCCUUGAGGAGCCGCCUCAUUUCGCUGGCAGGAGUUGACAUAUCGGAGUCUCCUGUAAAAGAACAGAAAAAGGAGUUAGGAUGGCAAACCAAACAGAAACAAAAACACAUGUCAGAGCUAAUAAUGACCCGGGACGAACCCUCAUCUAUGCCCUGAGCGCGACUCAACUCCUCUAAAGCAAAUGAAUGGACUCGAUCCCCCAUGUGGUCCGGGUUCAGGAAAUUCCCGUACUGAAGGAACCCGGAUAAGAACAUAAGGACCUCCGAGCCUACGGGGACGGGGGUUGAAGGUCUCAUCUCCCCGUCGGCCCCGAACGCGGGGCCCGAGGGUACUAGCCUAUCCCUAGCUAAGUCCUCGACUUGGGGGGCAUAAGUUAGGAUUAAAGGGGAGUUACCUCGCCCCGAUACGCUAGCCCCGGGAGUCCCAGUGUUUGGUAGGGCGUCCUCGAAGAGCUCCUCCAGCUCCCUCGAAGUGGUCGCCUCCGUUGGGGCCUGGUCCUUCUUGCGCUGGGCUGCGUCGGCUCGCACUGCUUUCUCCACUCUGGCAAUGUGGUCUAAGGCCAACUGCUCCUGGAUGGCUAUGUUCUUCUCGCAGGCGAUGCCCCGAAGGUUCGGGAUGACGAUGGUUUGGGUGGCCGUGAGCAUCCCGACCAAUCGGAGGUUGUCUGUGUUAACAUAGCCGCCUACGUCCAAUUCAUCCGCGCUCAGUUUGGAGUAAAACUUCCUCCUUUCCAUAAUGAACUUGGUGAGGGGAGUUUGAGCAAAAGGCCCUGCCACCCGGGAGACAUGAUGAGAAACGAUGAAAAAGAAUGAAACAAAGAAAAAAAAGGGGACCAGGAAAGUACUUACCCACUCGCUGGAAGUCCAGCAGCAAUGUGGGGUUCUUCUCCACGAGGAACCCGGACUUCAUGAACCAGUAGCGACGGACGUCCGGGGGGUGCUUUCAGGAGCUGGUAGGAGCGGGGUAGCUAUUCCGCGGCUUCAGUUUGUAUAAGCUGUCCAGGGUUUUUUCCUUGACGUUGACCUGUGGCUCCAUCUUGUAGAAGUACAAGAUCUCCGCGGGGGUUGGCUCCGCAAUCUCCUUCGCAAUACAAAACACCCGCCAUCCAGCGAGUAGCCGGUACGCUUGAGGCAGAAGCUGGAGCGGACGUCAGGAACCGCACAAAGUAAUCGUGAAGCGGGAGCGUGGCUCCCACGCUAAUGUGGCCUGCGCUCCAGGCCCCAAAUCCCUCGACGGACGUGUGCGCCCGCUCCUUGAUCCUAGCCAUGUGAUUGUGGAGGAGUCCGGGAGUGGACUCUAUGCCCAGACUCUUCUCCAGGUGGUACAUCAUCCGGUAAUUCCGGAACAGGUUGGGCACCACGUCCAUUUCCCACCUAUUACCCUUGGGUGUCCGGGACCCAGAGAUGACGAUCGGGGCCGUGUUGACUUCUUCCUCAGAAUGGAGAGUAACGCCCGUGGCCAUAGUUGGUGAUCUAGGAACAAAGAAAGAAAGCCAAGCAGUCAGUACCUAAACCCAAGAAGGUCGGUUAAGGUACGAGGGGUAUCCUAAGGACUGCUUGGAGCCCCUUCGGAUCGGGUCCGGGAUUGCCAAGGAACCACGGGAUCCCGAUCGGGAACGGAAAAAGAGCUACCAAGGCUCCACCAUCUGUCCGGGAAGCAUCCGGAUACGGAGCAACCCGAACCAGGCGACCUUCCUAACAACUCUUAAACGUAAUCAAGGUCUAGCAGCCUAAACAUGCGAAUUAAAAGAAUAGCAUAAGUUCGUAUAUUUGUCAAGAGGGUCAAGAGGACUUACUGUGAGUUGUUGGCUGUAGAAGGUGGUGGUUGUCCGACUGUAAGAACGGCAAAACUUCAUUCUUGAAAUGGUGCAGCCGGUCCAGCAGUUCGUCGACAGGACAGGCUCAGGACGCGUCUUCAGGCAGAAGGGCAGAUGCUGGGGUUCUGGGGAACAGGCAACGUCGCAGAGUCAGCAGAAGAUGGUGUAUGCCAUCGGCGAUAUCGGACAUGCAAAGCUUAGGCAAAGCUUAUCGGUUCCUGAAAUGGCUCGAGAGUGUAAAAAUGUCAAAUUGGCGUUCGUGGGGUAUUUAUAAAGGCCCCAAAUCCUGGCCUCCGAUCCAACAGACAGGUGUCUCCCCAUCGGACGAUCCAGAAUCGUGCAGGGAUAUUUAUGAGCCCUCUCAGGUUGGAUCCUCGCCAUCUCAGAUCUAACAGCCCAGGAGGGGUGGAUGCCAAAGGUCGCCCCAUCCUACGGUCCACCUCAACCCAAGAGUAUUAAUGAUGGACCCCCGUGCGGAUGGGAUGCUUCGUGAUCUGUGCUGACACACUAGCCUAGGCCUAGCGACCCUUGAGAUGGAUAGGCGACCUUUCAAGAUCCGUGUAGCAAUCACCUGGUGACACAUGUACCCUUGCCACGAAGUGGGACUAAGGUAAAUGUACCCGGACACUGGUAAAUGGUCCGGGCCCAGCAUACGGCCAGCAUCAUUGCCCUCUGUCAUGGACCCACGAUCCCAAGCAGGAACUGGGAAGGCAACCGUGCGAGCAUCCGGGAGCAAUGCAAGCCUCCUCCUGGCGGGCCUAGGCGAAGGCUUGGGGGGUAAAUGUUAUCCCCAUUUCCUGCGUGGCCCCGGAACGAUCGUCCAGGCCCAUGGUCAGGGCAUUCAAAAUGUGGCCCUGGCCCAAGGCCUCUUGGUACGGGAAUAUCCAAGGGGGGACGGGCCUAGUGCAAUUCUGGGCCAAACUGAGGUUCGGUAUGGUUAUUCGGGACAGUCAUCCGGGAGACAUGCAGACAGCUCGGACCCCCCCCCCCCCCCCCGGCGGUAUACAUGCCUGGUCCCGGAGCCUGGUAACGGUCUGGGCCUGUGGUAAAUGAAGAGGGACAAAGGUAAACGAACCCGGAUCACGUCGUCUUCGGUUGGUGGGAAAAGCGUCCAGGACCGUGAAGCCGCCCCACUCCGCGUGGAUGUUGUCCCUACUUUUCACCUGCGGAAAAGGCCACCUCGGGAUUGCACACCGUUGUUUCAGAUCUGCACUACCAAGUACUCUGACUGGUCUUGUCCCCUGAAUCUGCCUCGUAACUCGAAGUGUCCAGACCAAAAGCACUGUUUUGUCGGGCGAAAUAUAGUUCUUGGGCCACCUUAUUGGGCCUUAAUUGGUCUGGAAUUUAUGUAUGUUUUAUCUUUUAUAUUGGGCUUCCACCCGAGAGGCCAAGAAUAUCCAUAUCUCUGAUGGGCCCGGGUCAUACCCGGCCCAGACCCAGUGUUCCCGUGAGCCUAUAAAUACGGGCAAUAGAACACUGGAAAAAGGAUCUCUCUUCGACUUGUAUACAGUUACUCUGUCAAAACAUAGAGAGAAACUCCAUUGUAAAAGACUUUCCAAGCUCUAAUACAACUGACUCGUGGACUAAGGCUUAUUAACGCCCCAACCACGUAAAAAUCCUGUGUUAAUCCUCUAAAUUCCAUAUCAUUAGUCUUAGCUAAUAUUCAUUAGUAUAGUUUUCGAAAAUCUCGGUAAACAACAGUCUCUAACUGUUUCAUCAUGUUCAUUACAAUAUUUAUAGUGGAAAAGAUGGGAAGAGUUGAUGGUGGAAAUUUAUUUCCCGAUUUGGCUGAUUCUCGAAAGUUGUUGGAAUGGUGCAAGUCUUUGUAUACACCAAAUGGAGUAAUGGAUUUUGUUUGUAUUAUUUACUUGUGUGAGUUAUAAGUGUGUGUAGGUGGGUGACCUAGAUGGUGCCCAAUGUGAGUGAGUGCUAAAGUGGGCGAUGGUUGCUUUUAACUCUCUCAUCUUGGCGAUGUCCCCGUCUGACGAGUGCCUUGACUUGGCGACAAACCUAUUUGGCAAAGCAGUGGUCUUUAGUGAGGGUAUCCUUAAACUUGGCGAGGACCCCUUUUACUAAGUGGUGAGGGUCUCUAUUAGCAAGGUGGUGAGGACCCCUUUUAGUUGGGCUUGAGUUAUAUCUUUUUGGCAUGUCAUUUUCCACAUCAUCUGCCACGUCAAAAUACUAAAAAUUGGUAUAACAUUUUCCUCCCAAGUUAGACUUCAUGUGAGCACAAGGCUGACUUACAAUAGUGAUGAGGGAUGCUUGGGCCUCACUUGUUAAUAGAUACUUAGUCCAGAGAGGUAUACUCGGGCUUCACCUAGUAAUAGACACUUAUAUAUUUUUUUUUGAAAUUUUCACACUUGGUAGAGCACCAAUUUUCGAGCUGUUGGGCCCAAUGAGCCUAUUAGGGCAUUGCCCCUUUGGUUCCACUUAAUGAGUGGCGAAAUACAUUUCUCAUAAGCUCCUUACCUGUAGCCUCCCUCUCUAAGCCCUACACAUUGACAAUCAUCAUUUUGGUGCAAUCUUGGUCUCUACGCCCUUCUUUCAUUAGGAUUUUUGGUCAGGAUUCGGCUCAGUGGGUUUCCAACUUUAUUUCCCACACACGGUACACCGAAGUUGAUGCAUUGAGAUUUUGAUGCUCUGUCAUUGAUUCAUCGUGCUCGAUGUUUUCUUUUUAUAAAAAUCCAUCAUUCUCCUUCACAACCACUACACUAAAGACAACGUCGAAGACCUCCAGCCCCAGUUUUGAUAGUUUCAGCCACUCCUUCUUGGUUUAAUAAGCUUUCAAUUCUUCAAUCUUGUGUCUCCGUAGUUGUUUAUUCAUUUUGUAGAGUGAAUCAUCAUAAAAUUUUAUGAUGUUUGGACCAUAGUAUCGAUUGAGGGGCCUUGUAAUUUCUUGUUGGGUCUUUUAUAUUUUUUCUUGGGACUUUGCGAGUUAGGUGAGUGAAUCGACAUAAAAUUGGGGCAAAAGACUCUAUUAAAAGCUUUGUGAACAUUUUUUAAUCAAUUUUAGGAUUUUCAUUUUUUUUAAUUAUCCUUCAGCGAGGAAGGGUCCUCGAUAGGAUGGUUGUUGGAAAUAGCGAGGGAGCACCUCGAUGGGAUUGCUAUUGGGAAUUGCACUACAAGAAAAGGAAUCUACAACAACAACAUCUAUUGUGAUGACACUAAAGUCGUCGUUGUAUGCAGUCGAAAUCCACGAAAAAUUCAUUUUUUAAUUUAUUAAAAUAAAUAAGCAAUAGCGACAAUAUGUCAUCGCUAUAAGGUCGUCAACAACACACGACCAGAUCCUCCAAAUUCCUGGUACGCUACAGUGACGACAUGUCGUCGCUGUAGGGUACCAUGAAUUUGGAGUGAACAAGAGGCGGGAAUUGACUCUACGGAGAUGACAUGUCGUUGCUAUAAGGUAUGGAGGGAACUUGAAUGCCAAAAGUUGGUUGUUAAUUUUCACUCCCUAUAGUGACGACAUGUCGUCGCUAUAGAGACCCAUUUAAUUGAGUGAGCAGUUAAAUUUUUGGUCUAUAGCAACAACAUGUCGUCGCUAUAGGGUCCCAAAAAAAUGGAGGGAAAGUGGAUCGCCAAAAAUUUAAGUCAAAAUUUCACUUCCUAUAGCGACGACAUGUCAUCGCUAUAGGUUGGACACGUAGUAAACGAACUCUUCAUGUACUAUUUUCGUAUCUAUAGCAACGACAUGUCGUUGCUAUAGGAUCAGGGCAUAAAUCCCCCAACCGAGCCUUCUUUUUUAGUUUUUUCUCUUUUCUCUGCAAAACCAGAGACAGUACACCGCCAUUUCGCUGCCCCUCGUCGAUCCAACUCCCCCAGUCUGAUUUGGGCCCAUUUCUUCCAAGUUUAGAUUGGAGUAGUGGAGCAUCACCCUUAGCCAAAGAUGUCUUAUGAUAACCCCUGAGCCUUGGGUAUUGUUUUAUUUUUUAUGAUUGAUUAAUGUUUAAAUUAUGUUUUUAAGUGUGUGAUUGGUUUGUUUAUAUAGUGUUGAAUUUUGUUUUUCAUUUUAGAUUUGUAUAUUUUAGACAAUGUUAAAUAUGUUAAUUUAAUUUAAUAUUUUUAUGUUAAUUGUGUGACUGAUGAAUAUGUUAAUUGUGUAAUUGGGUAUUGUAGAUAAUAUUGAAUAUGUUAAUAUGUUGGUUGUGUAAUAGAUUAUUUUAGAUAUAUAGGGUUGAAUAUGUUAAUUUAAUUUAAUUUAAUUUAAUUAAAUAUUAUUUUAGAUAUUAGUUUAAUAUGUUUAUUUAUACAAAUGUGAAUGUGAAUUGUAUUUUUAAAUUUUAUGAUAGGUUAUAUUAAUAUAAUUAGAUGUUUAUAAUUAGUAUAUGUAUGUUCUGGGACUGGUUUGUAGUUUUUAUGUAGAUUUUAAAUUUUGGGAUAUGUUAUAUUAUAGUCGUUAUGCUACCGAAAUUUUAGUAGAUUUAGAAAUAUUAUACAAAAUGUGAAUAGUCAUCAUGCCCUUUUUUCUAAAUCAACAUAAAAUGUGAGCUUUAAAGCUCAAAAUGGAAGGGUCCAAGGCCCAAAGUGCACACAAAGUGGGCUGGAAGGAGGCUAGUGGCAGCUGGAGCUUUGACCCAGCCGUAGCCAAUGGGAGCACACCAUGUGUGCGACUGUCAGCAGGGAAAAGAAGCAGCAGGUGGUUCGGGUUGCGUGCGCGAGUUAGGGGGUCCGGGUCGCAGGUCUGGCUAGAUUGCAGGCAGACGCAUGGCGCGAGCUGGAGGCAGCAGCUGGGCAUCUUGGGCGAUGUGUGGCGAGCUGCCAAAGCACCAAGUGGUGCUGGGACCCGCGAGGAAGAGAAAAGGCCUGGGCUACUUUAACUCUGAAAAAUGCCAUUGUUUUCUUCAUUUCUUCAAUUUUAUUUAUUUAUUUA
Molecule: messenger RNA, 19544 nt
Organism: Humulus lupulus (European hop)
Lineage: Eukaryota; Viridiplantae; Streptophyta; Magnoliopsida; Rosales; Cannabaceae
Exons: 2
Coding region: 4298-5866 (522 amino acids)
Source: RefSeq, a predicted model, not a curated record